Messenger RNA from Neltuma alba, 5057 nucleotides. Its product is annotated as mediator of RNA polymerase II transcription subunit 16. Gene Ontology annotation, biological process: regulation of DNA-templated transcription. The transcript is spliced from 17 exons. The record is from RefSeq and is a predicted model, not a curated record. NCBI's taxonomy places the organism in Eukaryota, Viridiplantae, Streptophyta, Magnoliopsida, Fabales, Fabaceae. Gene Ontology annotation, cellular component: mediator complex. Bases 577 to 4335 code for a protein of 1252 amino acids.
UCAGAGGGACAAGGAGCGGGAAAGGCGCAGCAGCAUCAUCACAAAAUUGAAAGAGGUGAAGUGUGAGUGUGACCGCGUGGCCAUUCGAGAGAGCGAAACUGGGAGACAGAUCACGCGAUGACGACGACGAUUUGCUCUACUCUGCUUUUUAAUUUCAGCCAUUUUUAAUUUUCUCUCGCUUUGCCGCGAUAUAAAGUCCAAAGCAGCACUCAACUGCCAUCCGCCAACGACAAAGUAAAAGCAAAAGAGAGCGAAAUCUCGAAAGGCAUUGACGCCAUCGUUGCGUGCGUGUUUGUGUGAGGAUUCUAUUCCCCCCAACUACACAAAACCUGGAAUCGCACCACCACGCAAAACCCUAACCCCAAAUCCUAUCAAAUCAAAAGCCCUUGUAAUAAACAAUAAUAACCCCGAAUAUCCCCAAAUAGCCCUCCACCCCCACCCCCACUCACACUAAUCUCUCUAUCUUUAACAGUGAUAUCUGUCGCCUUCAAUUGGGACUUUCCACCACUACGCCAAUUUUUUGUCCUCUCUCUUGUCUCUAUCUCUAUUGGGUUAUAAAACUUGGGGUGUUUGGGUAUGAAUCAAAUUUCUGGGACCAAGGACCCAGAAGACGAGCCCGUGGCUCAGUCUCAGUCCCAGUCUCUGCCUCAACCCGAAGUCCAGGAGGUUACCAAGGGUUCCGAUAAGACUGAAUCGGUGGGGGGUGAAGAAGAGGCCGUGGUGGAGGAGAAACCAGUGAGCGAUCCAAUGGAGGAAGAUCCUGUGAGUUCUGCCACUGUUUUUUGCAUCAAGCUGAAGCAACCUAGGUCCAAUUUACAGCACAAGAUGAGUGUGCCGGAACUUUGUCGCAAUUUCAGUGCUGUUUCUUGGUGUGCAAAACUGAAUGCUAUAGCCUGUGCUGCUGAAACAUGCGCCAGAAUCCCAAGUUCAACUACCAAUCCACCAUUUUGGAUCCCUAUACAUAUUGUGAUCCCAGAGAGACCCACUGAAUGUGCAGUGUUCAAUGUCAUAGCAGAUUCUCCUCGAGAUUCUGUUCAGUUCAUUGAAUGGUCUCCUAUUUGUUGUCCACGUGCAUUAUUGAUAGCUAAUUUCCAUGGGAGAGUGACUAUCUGGACUCAACCAUCUCAAGGUCCAGCUAAUCUUGUGCAUGAUACUAGCUGCUGGCAGCGGGAGCAUGAGUGGCGGCAGGAUGUUGCUGUUGUUACAAAGUGGCUAUCAGGGAUGUCUCCGUAUAGGUGGCUUUCAUCCCAGUCGAGUGUUUCUGCCAAUUUGACAUCAACAUUUGAGGAAAAAUUUCUUUCUCAGCAAUCACAAAAUUCAGCUAGAUGGCCCUAUUUUCUUUGCGUCUGUUCCAUUUUCUCAUCAGGCUCUGUUCAACUUCAUUGGUCCCAGUGGCCCCCCAGUCAGAAUGGUGCACCACCCAAAUGGUUUUGCACUAGUAAAGGGCUCUUGGGUUGUGGGCCCAGUGGAAUUAUGGUUGCUGACGCUAUCAUAACAGACAGUGGUGCUAUGCAUGUGGCAGGUGUGCCAACUGUGAACCCAUCCACCAUUGUUGUUUGGGAGGUGACUCCUGGGCCUGGAAAUGGCUUCCAAGUAACGCCAAAGACAAGCACUAGUAAUGGUGUCCCACCUCUUAGCCCACCCAGCUGGGCAGGUUUCGCACCUUUAGCUGCAUAUUUGUUUAGUUGGCAAGAUUAUCUGCUAUCUGAAGCAAAGCAAGGGAAAAAACAAACAGAUCAAAGCCUUGUUGAUGCUGUGCCACUUCACUGCUCCCCAGUGUCAAAUUUUUCAGCGUAUGUAAGUCCUGAAGCUGCGCCUCAGUCUGCUGCAACUACAACAUGGGGUUCUGGUGUAACUUCAGUGGCUUUUGAUCCAACUCGUGGUGGUUCUGUGAUAACUGUAGUGAUAGUGGAAGGACAAUACAUGUCCCCUUAUGACCCAGAUGAAGGCCCUUCAAUUACAGGCUGGAGAGUACAGCGCUGGGAGUCUUCUUUUCAGAAUGUUGUCCUUCAUCCAAUAUUUGGGAACCCCACCUCCAGUAUGGGUGGACAGCCACCUGUGCAAACUGUUUGGCAGUCUAAGGUAGACCUGAGCAUACCACCGACAGAUGAUUUCAAAAUUCAUCAAGCUGCUGCUGCUGGACUGAGUGGAGUUGUGCAAAAGGCAUCUGAGCCUGGUUCUGAUAAGUCAAAAAGGGUUGGUUUUGAUCCAUCUGAUCUUCCAAGUGAUGUCAGGGCACUUUCUCGAGUUGUUUACUCUGCUCAUGGUGGUGAAAUUGCCAUUGCUUUUCUUCAUGGUGGGGUGCACAUCUUUUCUGGCCCCAAUUUUACACCUGUUGACAGUUAUCAGAUUAAUGUUGGAUCUGCAAUUGCUGCUCCUUCCUUUUCUGCAACAAGCUGCUGUUCAGCUUCUGUUUGGCAUGACACUAGCAAGGACCGUACGAUAUUGAAAAUAAUCAGGGUUCUUCCUCCCGCUGUUCCACUUAGUCAAGUAAAGGCCAACUCAUCAUCGUGGGAGCGUGCAAUUGCUGAAAGGUUUUGGUGGAGCCUUAUGGUUGGUGUUGAUUGGUGGGAUGCUGUGGGCUGCACACAGAGUGCUGCUGAGGAUGGUAUUGUCUCACUGAACAGCGUUAUUGCAGUCUUGGAUGCAGAUUUUCAUUCCCUUCCUACUACUCAGCAUAGGCAACAGUAUGGCCCUAGUCUAGACAGGAUAAAAUGUAGGCUACUGGAAGGAACAAAUGCCCAAGAGGUCAGGGCAAUGGUCUUGGAUAUGCAAGCUAGGUUGUUGUUGGAUAUGCUUGGGAAAGGAAUCGAAUCAGCUUUUUUAAAUCCUUCUGCUUUAGUGGCUGAACCGUGGCAAGCAUCUGGUGAGACAUUAUCCAACAUUGAUCCUGAAGCAAUGGCCGUUGAACCUGCUCUAGUUCCAAGUAUCCAAGCUUAUGUUGAUGCAGUUCUUGAUCUUGCUUCACAUUUUAUUACACGUCUGCGGCGAUAUGCUAGUUUCUGUCGUACAUUGGCAAGUCAUGCUGUGACUGCAGGCACUGGAAGUAACCGCAGUAUGGUUACUAGUCCUACCCAGAGUUCUCCAGCUCCGGCAACAAGUCAGGGACAAGUUCAGGGUCAGGGAGGUCAAAAUGGGACUACCAGCUCUACUGGAAGCACCCAGAUGCAAGCCUGGCUACAAGGGGCAAUUUCAAAGAUCGGUAGUAGCACUGAUGGAGUGUCCAAUCUGCCUCCAAAUCCCAUCAGUGGUCCUUCAUCAUUUAUGCCCAUUAGCAUUAAUACCGGAACAUUUCCUGGAACACCUGCUGUUAGACUUAUUGGGGACUGUCACUUCUUACACAGAUUGUGCCAACUGUUGCUUUUCUGUUUUUUCUUUCGAAGAACACAACUUCCCCGCUAUAUGGGGGCUGCACAUAGAACUGCUGAUGCAAAUAUGCAGAAACCCCAAGCUAAUGGUCCUGCUUCUGCCAAGGUGGAGGACAUUGCGAAGCCAUUGUCAGGUGUGGUGAGGUCAGAUGAUAAUCAAACAGGUCGUGCUGGUCAGCUGGUGCCUGGGACAAAAGGAGGCGAGGAAGCAUCCUCUGGGCGUUCCCGAUUGGGCACUGGAAAUGCUGGCCAAGGAUAUACGUUUGAAGAGGUGAAGGUGCUUUUCUUGAUACUUAUGGACCUGUGUCGCCGAACUGCUGGUUUGCAACACUCUUUACCAGUUUCUCAAGUGGGGAGCAGUAACAUUCAGGUUCGGCUGCAUUAUAUCGAUGGGAACUACACAGUUCUGCCAGAGGUUGUGGAAGCAUCCCUUGGCCCACAUAUGCAGAACAUGCCCCGUCCUAGAGGUGCAGAUGCUGCUGGAUUACUUCUUCGUGAGUUAGAACUCCACCCUCCAGCAGAAGAGUGGCAUAGACGAAAUAUGUUUGGUGGACCUUGGUCGGAUCCAGAUGAUAUGGAUUCUGCAAAUGAUGCACCUAAACUAAUUAGUUAUGAAGAUUCACUAGAUUUCAGUUCACUGGAGAAUUGCGACAGUGGGUCUCACAGGUUAUGGCCUAGGAAGCGAAGGAUGUCUGAACGAGAUGCAGCUUUUGGGUUGAACACUUCUGUGGGCUUGGGAGCUUAUCUCGGUAUAAUGGGAUCUCGGAGAGAUGUUGUUACUGCCAUGUGGAAGACUGGCCUUGAAGGGGUUUGGUACAAGUGCAUAAGAUGUCUGCGGCAGACUUCGGCCUUUGCUUCACCUGGUGCUGCUAACCCCCCUAACCAGAAUGAUCGAGAAAUGUGGUGGAUCAGCCGCUGGGCCUAUGGUUGCCCCAUGUGUGGUGGAACAUGGGUUCGAGUUGUAUAGCUGGCUACACCACCAUUUUUAUGAUAUGGGUUUCUCUGUGCUAACUAAAUGUAAUUUAGCAGCAUUGCAUGCAUUUGCUACAUGUAUGCUAAAUGCAGGUGAUUCGCUGACUGCAAUUGUACAGGAGAGGAGAGUUGCUGAAAAUCUUGACAUCUGAAUUGGACUUCAGUAGCUUUUCUGCUGAUCACCUUGUAGGGUUCUGUUGAAUUCAAAGCAAUUAAUCCUGAUCUUAAUCUUUUUAUUUUGGGAAGUAUGGCAACGUUACCACCAAAGGAUUGGUUUCCACUUUGCACGGUGUUUGAAGGCUCUUCCUGGCAGGCAGUAUUGUUGAAGUGAUUGUUGCUGGUUGAUCCAAGAUCAGGAACCUGUAUCAGGUGUCCUUGUUAAUCCAGUGAAAAAAUGGAAGUGCUAUGGGCUGCCCCUGCAUGAGUUUAUAGAAACCUAUUCGGUUGGUCAGUGAUAUGUACCAUAUAAAUAAUAGUCACCUCAGUAACACUAGCAGAAAAUUUGCUGUCUCUGCAUGUGCUACUAAAGAGUAGAUGGGCAUUUACAGGCUCCUUUGUUUUUUUAACUAACAUGUAAACAAUGUUUUAAUAAUAUGAUAGUGUGGGUCCUGACAAGGAGAAGCAAUAGUCAUAACUUCGAAGUUAUUGCAAGCGGUUUACUUGACUACCUUGGGUUUGUUCUCCUGGCUAAUUGCAAAAUGGAAAUGUUUGUUUAAA